CUUAUAAACUUAGUACUACUAUAUAUACUAGGCAUUAAUGACCACAUAUGUAUAUAUGUUGCGGAAAAAAAUCUAACAUCAGUAUUAGCUAAAUCAGUUGACAAAAAGGGAUUGUGUAUAAUCAUAGAGGAACUAGUCUAUAGCAAAAUGUUGCGUGUUUUUAUUCAUUUUUGCAUAAUUGCUGGAGCUUUUGCUGACUAUGUGGGAAAUGGUUCUUGCCCUGAUGUGAAUGCUGAAAAACCACUUGAUUUGAACCGAAUGAGUGGAUUAUGGAUCAGGUAUGGAGAGGGCGAUCAUUACUGGGACAAGGCACAAAAGUGUGGGCAACAAUAUUGGUCUUCACCUAACAAUGAGGGUAUAUCAACAAUUGUUUCUACUAGCAUUUCGACCAAAAACAACAAGAUGUUGGAAAUUAUAGGUGAGGUGUCUUUGAUUACCAAUAAUAGGGUAAGUUUCAAUCACCAUGUACCAAUUCUGGGAAGUAUCCGUCGAGAAUGCAAUUAUAUUGGCGUUGAUUAUGAUAAGUACAUAGUAGCUUGGACUUGUGUGAAUAACGGAACUACGCAUACUGAAACCCCGAUGAUAUUUACACGAGAGAGAAACCCAACUUUUGAUGUUCUGAAAGUAGCGGGAGAAGUAUACGCUCGCUAUGGUCUUAAAUUAUCGCAUGUAAUCAGAGAAAACCAAGAUUGCAUUUAAAUUAUUUUUAUUUUGUAAUUUUGUGUCUAAACGUCAUUUUUACUUAUGAUGUUGAAUUUUAAUAAAUAAUUUUGGUGAAGUAAAAAAUAA
This is a messenger RNA of Microplitis mediator, 789 nucleotides long. RefSeq lists its product as uncharacterized. NCBI's taxonomy places the organism in Eukaryota, Metazoa, Arthropoda, Insecta, Hymenoptera, Braconidae. The record is from RefSeq and is a predicted model, not a curated record. The transcript is spliced from 4 exons. Bases 148 to 699 code for a protein of 183 amino acids.